AUGGCAUCCCUCAGACUCGCCACCAGGGCCCUUUGGUCACUCAAGACAAUCAAGGCCCCUGUCACCUCGGCGCCCGUCCUUACUUCUUCACAGCGCCUAUUGCACACCUCCUGCUCUGUAUCCAACGAGGAAAAGACCGAGGACAACAACGCCGACACGAAAACAGCAGCAGCAGGAGCAGAGGGGGAUUCAGCAGAGGGAGACUCGGCAGAGGAGGCUGGUGCUGUCGCCUCCACGAAGUUGCCAUACAGGCGGAGAAAUUUCCACCAGUGGCUCCAGAAAGGCGGUGCUCGCUUCGCUACCCCAUCGUUCUCAGGACCCAACUUUGUUGGCGAUGUUCCGUUCCCAAUGAACCCCCUGUUCAAGCCGACGCCUCCAAUCUCCAACCUUGCAAAAGAAGAGAUCUACAAGUUUCACUGCUCCGACUCUACAAAGUGGACGCCCCGAUUUGUCGCACAGGAAAAGUUCACCAAGGGCAUGGAACAAUUGAUGGGCGUCAAGGCAGAGCGUUCGGCAGCGAUUGUGGAACCAUUGACGGAUAUUCUGCCCCAGGUCGGCAGUCCCAAGUUUGAGGCUUUGGAUGAGGAUCAAGAAUUCACAGCUGAGGAUGCCGCCAAGGUGCUGAAGCGUCGUCCAUUGGCAGAGAUCAAGGCGCGGCAGUUGGAGGAGGAGAAGCAGAGGCCAUUCCGGCUGAAGGAUUCGAUCAAGGGCGUUGCAAAGGCGGAGGCGCCGCAGACGGUGGCAUUGAGCAGGAAUGCUGCAGAGAGCAAUCCUCGGUUCAAGUUUGAAAUCUUGGACACAUUUGCGAAGGUAAUGAACCGGAGUCAUGCUGGGUUGCCGUUGGUUUAUUUGCCUGUAAUACUCAGACACUUAACAAAUUCUUUAUGUCUCUCUCUUUUCUCCUUUUCUGUUCUUCCUCCUCUCUCUGUAGACGACAUUGAUCAGGGACAAGGACGGCACUUUGUUGCAGGUUCAAAAGUCGUAGGGGAGGUCAUUGGUAAUAGGCACGAAUAG
This is a messenger RNA of Gamsiella multidivaricata, 1014 nucleotides long. RefSeq lists its product as uncharacterized. Gene Ontology annotation, biological process: mitochondrial translation. Gene Ontology annotation, cellular component: mitochondrial small ribosomal subunit. The transcript is spliced from 3 exons. Bases 1 to 1014 code for a protein of 337 amino acids. The record is from RefSeq and is a predicted model, not a curated record. Gene Ontology annotation, molecular function: structural constituent of ribosome. Lineage: Eukaryota; Fungi; Mortierellomycota; Mortierellomycetes; Mortierellales; Mortierellaceae.